GGAUUUCAAAUCCCUUGAUGUAUUCAUUAUUUUUGGCAAAUCAUUCGGUUGUUUUGGCCUCACUUUUAUCUACUCCACAAACAUUAGCAAUGAAGGUUUUGAUAAAUGAAUAAAAAUUGGGCGUUUCCAAAGUUUACUAUUUUACUAAUGCUUUUGUUUAAGCGAAUUUUCUUCUUUAAGGGUCAAUCUGUGUCACCAGCUACCUACAACUUCUCUUAGCAAAGUCUAAUGAAUAUCAGUUCUGCGUACUUCAUUUCUAAUAUUUCUAAUCGUUUGAAACGGUCCCAUUAGUUAAUAUAUCAUUGUUGCAUGUAUAUACUCAUCUGUUGUUUUUAUACAUAACGUAUGUAUCUAUUUCAAGUUGUCGUUUUUUUAGGACUUGCAUCCAAUGUCAAAGAAUAUAUGCUCCUUAUUUUGCCAAGGUUAACUUAUGAAUUGAACAGUAAUUCAUUAUCAAUCAUCUCAUUCUAAAAUUUCAUGGUUAUUACCUUGAACGCGAUUAUCUCCAGGAAAAUAUUUUUGAGUGUCAGUGAAGCGGUUUGUAAGGUCUCAUAGAAACUCCUAGUUGAAGACUGUAAAACUAAUUCAGAACCAAAUGUUACCUAAACCAUUACCCUACACCAGUGAUGACACUAAUAUCUCCGAAUCCACACUUAGCAAUCAUGGUUCGGAUUUAUUUUCUAACACACAACAGAUAAACCCAUCUUCAGUCAAUUCGAAUGCUCUUGAUUCAAAUAUUAAUCCUGAAACCAACCACAACGGUAAAUCGCUCUUAGUUGAAGCCGCCUCAUCACAAACUACAGAUAAUGCAAAAACUAUUUCUUAUCAGCUUCCCACUAACUCUGCUUAUGAGUCGUUAUCACUAAGUUCCAAGAAAGAUGACAUUAUUCCAAGUUCUGCAUUACUUCAGGAGAUUUCAGUGAAUAUAGACGCUUAUCGGCCUUCUAAUGAUUUGCCAGAUAACGAAAAUGUGUUAAGUGAUUCUAUUCACCAGUCUGACAACUUACUACUUCAUAAACAAGUCGAAACACUAACAUGUAAACUCAUGGCCUCGCAAGAUCAGAUUGAUCGGCUUUUAGAAGAAAAACGUAUUUGGGUUGAAAAUAUGCAGCAUGCAAAUAAUUCUAAGGAAUCAAAUCAUCAAGUAACUCCAGGUGAGCUACGCGGAAGAUGGAUACAAGCUAAAAAUUUAGCUGAAACAUAUAAACGCGAAAAGGAAUCUAUGGUUAUUAAGUACGCUCAGAGUGAACAGAAACGAAUACAAUUAGAACAACAGAUUCACAGUCUGGAAUGUAAAAUAGGCCGUUUAUUGAAUUCAAAUAACUUCGAACAACAUCAACAGACGGAGGGAACUGAAAAGACUGAUGAUACAGAUAAGUCUUUAGUAAAAAACCAACCUCAUAAAACAUCUGUGAUAAAUUCAUCGAUAGCGAACAACGACUCCAAUGAGAAAUCUAACAUAGAACAUCUUCAAAAGGAUCUUGCUUUAGCUCGUGAGCAAAUCGAAAGCUUGUCUAAAAAGCAGUCCACUGAUGAGUCACGUAUCAGUACAUUAACGUCAAAGUUAUCUCAAGUUCAAGAGUCACUUAAAAGCGAGCAAAAGAAAUCUUCAUCUUUGAAUGAAAAUUUGAAUCGUGUUAACAAGUCUUUAGAAAAUGCACUAAAACAAGCAAAGGAGGCUGAACGUCUUCGUGAACGUGAAGCUGAACGCCUCUGUUCUGAAGUUGCACUUCAGGAAGCUCAGACUAGUUUAAAACACCUUAGAAUUGAAAACGACACUCUUAAGCAACAAUUGAAAGCCUUGGAAAAUGUAAAAAGUGAUCUUGAAAAAUCUCAAUCUCAUAUAGAUGAACUUAACAGUAAGUUAUCAUCCGCAAAUGAUUUGACAUUAGAGUUACAAUCAUGUAAACGUCGUGUUGACCAACUAUCAGAUUUUACACGUCGUCUAACUGAACGCCACGCAAAUCUACAAGCUGAGCAUCUAGUUACACUCAGUUCGCUAGAAGAAACUAAAAAUCUAUUAAUUGAGAAAGGUGAAGAAAUUGUACAACUCAACGAGAAGCAUGAAAGUGAACGUAAAGAAUCAGAAGGGAAAAUGAAUACACUUCAGUGUGAACUCAAUGACUUAUCUGUAAAGUUGAACCAGCUUAAUGAAUCAGAGAAUUGGCUUAAAAUUCAGUUAAAGGAAGAAAAAGAACGUGCUACAGCCAUUCGUAAACGUGAUGCUGCACGAAUUAAAGAUAUAUCUCGUGAAGUAACACGUUUGUCACAUUAUCAAAAUAAAACAAAUCAAUCAGACUGUUGUCGUCCAACAAUUAAUCCUCUAUCCGAUUUAGAAAAUGAAUCGAAUUCAAAAUCGUCUACGAAUUCUUUAAAUGGUUCACUGAAAUCUUUGGACUUAACUCAAAUUAUUUCUGAGCGCGAAAAUGAAAAACUCGUUAGUCCUGUGUCGCCACUACCAAUGAAGAUUACAAUAACUAACCAAUUAGAUGAUUGUUUGUCAUCGUCAGUUAACAAUAAUAAUAAAAUUGAUAAUUGUGAAUCAACAGUUGUUGAAAUGUCAUCUAACUUCAAUUGUUCAGAACGUGAUGUACUUCUAGAGAAAAUUGAUCGUCUUCAACGUAGUCAAGUAAAAUUAACAGACAAAAUUGAAUUUUUUCAAGAACAUUGUUAUCAACUUACAGAAGAAUUAAAUAAAAAAAGUAAAGUUAUUCAGAAUCUCCUUGUUUCAAUCGAUAAACAUUGUGGUUCAACAAAUUCAUUUAUUAAUGAUAAUAAUCAUAGUAACAGAAAAAUGUUAAAUGUUAAUCAAAAAUAUAAUUCGAUUAUAUCUUCAUUAUCUAGUGGCAGUGCCAAGACAAAAACUGCUGAUACAGGAUCAUGUCUUGGUGAUAAUACUCAAAAACUUCAAAAUUUACUAGAAGAUACAAUAUUCAAGAAUAUCACAUUGAAAGAAAGUUUAAAUAAAUUGGGCCUAGAAAUAUCCAGUUUACGUUUAACUCAUGGACGUAUGCUAAACUCCGUUUGUGAUUUAUGUAAAAUAACCAUUGAAGAUAUACUUACAGCAUCGGAAAAAUCUAUUCAUCAAUCACAACACUCAAACAAUCAUUCAGAAACGCAAUCAAAGUCAGAACCACCAAUAUUUCAAAAUGGUGGUGUCAAUGCAUAAAACAGAAAUUCAUCUCCCAAUUGUGGUUGCUACUGUUCAAUAUAUUUUUUUCUGAUUACUACUUUAACCUUACAAAAAUAACCAUGUUAUUGAAUCAAGAUUUUCAUUGUCCAUAAUUAACUUUCCAGAGUAUAAGAUAAAAAAGAAGACCGAAUCUAUCUGUUGAAUCAUAUUUUGAUGCACAUUGAUAAACAUAAUAGUCUCAAGAUAUUUUGCCAUCCGUUUAACUCUCUCUGUCUAAUAUAUAUAUAUGAUGUGAAAUAUGAAGGAUGCUGCACAGUGCACUUUCAUUUGUCUCUCUUCAUUUUCCUCUUUUUUUUUCCGUUUCACCUGAAAUACUUCUUAUCGAUUAUAACAUUCAAUGUAUUCUGACAGCUCUGUAUUGUUCUCAUUCAUUAUUAUACACUGUAAUAAUAAUCUUUAUAAUUUCUCUAGUAUCUGUGAUGUCUUUAUAAGCAUAAAAUAAUAUCAACAGAAUCAUCCAUUGAAUGUUUUUCUUUCGAGAUUACUUUUUACAAAUUAUGUUGGUUUUGUUUAGUUUCAAGAAAAAAGAAAAAAAGAGAAUUAUUUUCGUUGUUUACUUGUUAUCCUAUUUUAUUGUUUAUGUAAAUGAUGAUAUCUCUUGAAUCGAAUUCUUGUCAGUAGUGUAUCAUACAUAUUUUAAUUAAGUAAUGCAUACAUGAUGAGUACAGUUCUUUUUUUCGAAAAAGUUUCUCGUACAAUCGAUCAAUCUCUUAAUUUUGUUUGUUUGUUUGUAAUUUUUUAUACUUAAUGGUUUUUACCGCUUUUAAAAUGUCUACAAAUGUAGUCAGUUUUAUAAAUACUGUACAAUAUGUCCAAUAAAUUUUAAUAUUACC
This is a messenger RNA of Schistosoma margrebowiei, 4026 nucleotides long. Lineage: Eukaryota; Metazoa; Platyhelminthes; Trematoda; Strigeidida; Schistosomatidae. The record is from the annotation of a GenBank genome assembly.